CAAACAUCGUGGAGCUAACAUUCUCUGUCCAGUAAUGAAAGAUGCAGCUUGUAAACUGCAAAGAUACCUUCUUACUCUGAAGAGCUGUCUGUGAGAAUUUUGAGUGAUACUGCAGCUCAAAGGGCAAUUUUAUGCGUUUCAAAAGCAAAAGUGUGGUGUCAACUUUCAGCUUCCAUAAGUAUGAUGUAUUUCAAGCUGUCACGGAAGAGCUGGCUAAUGAAAGUUUGCAUGCUGUCUUUCAGCAGGGGGAGAAGUUCCACACAGCAGCUAAUAGAAUAAUUGCUAGCCUAUUCAGACAAUUAUCAGCUGUAAUCUUCUUGGUCCCUCCUAUCAGGAUUGGAAGAGUAACUGAAAUUUGAAUCCCAUGCUAAGGGCUCUUACUAAGCACUCCUAGUCUUAGUAGACAUUCUGAUGUCAUAGAGCUAAACAUUUCUACCCAUAAGUCUUAGUAAACUUCGAGUCGAUAAGCAAAAUUUGGAAAAGAGGCUUUACACAAGAAGAAACUAGUGGCCAAAGUCCAGAAUGGUUUUUGUUUUAUCUCAGAAAAUCUGGCAGAGUUUUGGCAUCUUUAAAUUCUGACUUAACCACAUAAACUUAUACUUUCAUAUCAGAUUGCUUUUUAAGUGAAUGUUUUCAGCUCUGUAAUUAGUAAUGCACAAUAGAGGCUUUGGCACUUAAUUACAGCAUGGCUAAGACAGUAAUAACAUGAGAAAUGCCAGCAUUGAAGGCAGUACUUCUUGACACAUCGUUGGCUACAUUCUUAUUGGCUGGGAAAGAAUUAUAUAUGCUUACUGAAUAAACCGAACAGAAAUGAAGGCGUGUGCGGGGAUAGCUCACAAGAGUUUACAACAGGUACUUCAAGUUUAUUCAAGUCCAGUCAUUGCUGCUGAUUUGGGCGAACACAUCAUGGGCAGCAGGAGUGAAGAAGACCAGGAAAUCCUCUAGUCUAGAAGACUCCUACGCAUUCUGCAUCUUGACCAUCUUCCUACCCUUCCAGGCUGGACCAGUGGGCUAAGGAAAGACAAUGGCUUUUUAUCCCGUUCAGAUUGCUGGACUAGUUCUUGGCUUCUUUGGUUUGGUUGGGACGGUGGGGACAACACUUCUGCCUCAAUGGAGAGUAUCAGCUUUCAUCGGCAGCAACAUUAUUAUCUUUGAGAGAAUCUGGGAAGGGCUUUGGAUGAAUUGUAUCCAGCAAGCUAUGGUCACGUUGCAGUGCAAAUUCUAUAACUCCAUAUUGGCUCUCCCUCCGGUACUGGAAGCAGCGCGUGCACUCAUGUGUGUGGCCGUGGCUCUUUCCUUGGUCGCUCUCAUUAUCGGCAUCUGCGGCAUGAAACAGAUUGAGUGCACCGGCUCCAGUGAGAGGGUCAAAGCCUACUUGCUGGGAACGUCAGGAGUACUCUUUAUUGUGACUGGUAUCUUCGUUCUGAUUCCAGUGUCCUGGACCGCCAAUAUCAUCAUCCGAGAUUUCUACGACCCAACCAUCCACGCAGGGCAGAAGCGGGAACUUGGAGGAGCUCUCUUCCUUGGCUGGGCAACCGCUGCUGUCCUCUUCAUUGCAGGCGGGCUGCUCUGUGGAUACUGCUGCUGCAACAGGAAGGAACAGUGGCGUGGAUACCCAGUCUCUGCCUACCGCGUGCCACCAAAAGACAGCCAGAGGAAGGUCACUGUGCCUAGAAAAACCUCCACCAGUUAUGUCUAAGGCUUGCUUUCAACACCAGCUCGUGGCUUAUGCUCGGUGUUUUAUAAAGUCGCCCCAGAAACUGUGAGUACAUAAGGCAGGAGAACUACUUUUAUAGCAGAUUUGAAUUGAGAUGGAAGUUAUGAUGUUUUUCCCUGAGGAGGAAUAUAAAUGACUUAUUUGGACAUUGGGAUUCCCUGUGUGUUAUUCGGACUCACGCUUGUUGAACUCAAUAUUUAGUCUAAUUUAUAGAGUAAAGCAUCAAGUAUAUUCUCAGUUAUGGUCAUGUAAUUAUGAUUACUAAUUUUUGCUUGUCAUGUAUUCUAAUAAGAAAGUAAAAUGUUAGAUUAUAGUUGAUAUCAAUAAAACAUACCCAUUUUCGAACAUAGCCUAUUAUUUACACUCCAAUUUUUUUAUUACAUAUAUAGUAAUAGCUAAACAGUGAUAAGUGUGAAGCAAUAGACCUGGAAAAUUGAUAGAUUUAAUAAUUUUGGAUGAACUCAUCGAAGGAUGUGACUGACUAUUUAAUAAAGAUGUUUUUAAAAUUUCUUCUUGAAAAUUUCUAAAAGUUCAACUUCCUUUAAGGAUAAAAGUAUUCUGUUCUCUCUUCGCAAGAUGGUUUUCAAAGCCUCCCAUUUAUGUAGGUUAAUCUUCCUGGGACCCAUCCAUUCAAAGAAAAGAAUUUAUAGGUGAAAAGAAUAUGCUCUCAAGGCUUAUGAUUUGUACAUUCAAGCAAGCAGGUUCAUCUAUCUGGGUUAGGCAAAGAAUUAAACUAUGACAAGUGAAGCCCUUGUUGAAAGAGUCCACAGGUUCAAGCCUUGGAGGAAAGGCUGCAGUUCCCCAUCCUAGUUAGUAGGUGUACAUGUCUGAACAUGCAAAGGGAAGAACCGAGUGCUUAUUCAGACAAUUAGUCAGGCUGAAAUGAUUCCUACUUUUUUAAAUUCUCUAACAAACAAAUGGCGAUGUGGAUGCGUUGAGUCAUGCUUGGAACAUUGUUCUCAGUUCUUUGCAUCUUGUGUGUACCUAACAAUAUCAAGGUUAAAAGUGGAAUGGGGUUUGAGAGGUGAACGUGGGUAUGAGAUGUCAGUGAGAAAAAUCUAUUCUUGAAGUUGGCUUCUAAUAGCUUUGCUAUGCUGCGGAUCAGUGUUUAGCUAUUCAAUAUUAAUCCUUAAAUGGUAUAUUUAUUUUACAAUAAAAUAUUUAAUACCCAGUAUGUAAUUUCAGAAGAUGUUUUAAAUUGUUCAUCAAAUAUUUCUCGUGUUUUCAUGUGUAUCGUAAUAUAAUAAGCUAGUAAAAUUGCUAUGUCUUCCAGUGAUAAAGAUUUGGUUACUUAUAAGAUUAGUCGGAGAAUGCAUAUCUAUUCUUAAGAGUCUAUCCUGUUAACUGACACAUUAAUGUAACAAUGACUCAAAGUUAGACCCUGUAUGAAAUCCUUUCUUUAUUUUACCAGCCAACCAAGUUUUCAAUAGUUCAAAACCCUUUAACAGAACAAAAACUACAUUAAAAACAUAUGGAAUGUUAAAUGCAACCUGUAACAUAGCUGUAAAUAUUUUCAAAUAAAAGCAAUAAAAGUAUUUGUAAUAGUA
Rattus rattus (black rat) is the source of this 3264-nucleotide messenger RNA. RefSeq names its product claudin 17 (gene Cldn17). Gene Ontology annotation, biological process: bicellular tight junction assembly; cell adhesion. Gene Ontology annotation, cellular component: plasma membrane; bicellular tight junction. Gene Ontology annotation, molecular function: structural molecule activity. The coding region runs from base 1025 to 1699 and encodes 224 amino acids. Lineage: Eukaryota; Metazoa; Chordata; Mammalia; Rodentia; Muridae. The transcript has a single exon. The record is from RefSeq and is a predicted model, not a curated record.